Messenger RNA from Hypoxylon trugodes, 1077 nucleotides. Its product is annotated as translationally-controlled tumor protein. The transcript is spliced from 5 exons. Lineage: Eukaryota; Fungi; Ascomycota; Sordariomycetes; Xylariales; Hypoxylaceae. Gene Ontology annotation, molecular function: calcium ion binding. Bases 320 to 835 code for a protein of 171 amino acids. Gene Ontology annotation, cellular component: cytoplasm. The record is from RefSeq and is a predicted model, not a curated record.
UUUAAACUGUACAUUUGUACCCACAGAUCCCAUCUAACAGGAAAAAAAAAUACGGAGCAAAAAAUUCUAGAUCUAAUCAACAACCUAAAUUGGGCUUAGCGUGGUCGCCCCUCCAUUUGACUUCUCACUUUUCCUCCUGCCCAAAAUUUUAGAGGGUCUCCGCCAGUGGAAAAUCUGCCCCUCAUUAUCUUCUGUCGCAAAAAGCCGUCCUCUUCUUCCUUUCGAUUUCUUCUUUUUUUUCCAUCGCCGAUUCUCUCGACGACCACAUCUCUUCCUAUUCCUCCAUCACUCACUCAAAGUCUUUACCUCUACCGUCAACAUGAUUAUUUUCAGGGACGCUCUUACCGAGUCCAAGGACGAACUCCUGUCCGACUCCUUCAAGCUAAAGGAGGUCGACGGAGUCGCCUACGAGGCUGACUGCUCUAUGAUUGAGAUCGGCGCUGUUUCUGUUGACACCGGUGCCAACGCUUCCGCCGAGGAGGCUGACGAGGGCAUUGACGACUCUGCCCAGAAGGUGAACAACAUCAUUCACUCUUUCCGCCUGCAGCCGACCAGCUUCGACAAGGCCUCGUAUCUCUCGUACCUCAAGGGAUACAUGAAGAAGCUCGCCAAGCACCUUAAGGACAAGGGUGCUUCCGAUGAGGAGGUCAAGGAUUUCCAAACCAAGGCCUCAGGUUUCGCUAAGAAGAUCGUGUCCAACUUCAAGGACUACGAGUUCUACACUGGCGAGUCCAUGGAUGUUGACGGAAUGGUUGUUCUCCUCAACUACCGUGAGGAUGGUGUGACACCUUAUGUCACCAUCUGGAAGCACGGUUUGGAUGAGAUGAAGGUUUAAGGGCCUAUUAAUUAGGACACGAAAACCCAUAAUGAAUACCACAAAACACGAUCCAUACCAAACGAGUCCACGUUUUUCUUUGUUUAUAAAAUGCGAAUUUUAGGCUUUUUUACAUAGAUUCGUCUUUCUACGAACAGUACCCGGCGCAUUAAGCAGCCGAAGCCUAAACAAAAUGCGAAUUUCUUGAGAUACUCUUAGGAACAGACCCUUUUGAUGGUAUUGAUAUCCGAUUUAACACUCUA